AUGUCAGCCUCAACCCCUCCUGAUCGCCAAUGGUGGAAAGAAGCUGUUGUCUACCAAAUCUACCCAGCUAGCUUUCUUGACUCCGACGGCGAUGGACUAGGCGAUUUGCCUGGUAUCAUUUCAAAGCUUGAUUAUAUUCGUUCUGUAGGCGCAACGGCUAUUUGGCUGUCGCCUAUCUUCAAGAGUCCUCAGCAUGAUAUGGGGUAUGACGUCUCAGACUAUCGCGACAUUCAUCGUCCGUACGGUACGAUUCAAGAUGUUGAGGCAUUGAUCUCUGGGUGUCAUGAGCGGGGUAUCAAGGUGCUACUUGAUCUCGUGGUGAAUCAUACUAGCCAUGAGCAUGAAUGGUUCAAAGAAUCACGCUCGUCGAAAACAUCACCAAAGCGGGACUGGUAUUUCUGGCGUGAUCCAAAGUUCGACGCUGAUGGUAAUCGCAAACCGCCGAAUAACUGGGCUUCCAUCUUUGGUGGUAGCGCAUGGACAUACGAUGAGACGACAGAGCAAUACUAUCUCUCGCUCUUCCUGCCCGAGCAGCCUGAUCUCAACUGGGCCAAUGACGACAUGCGCGAGGCAACAUACGACGAUAUGAAGUUCUGGCUCGACAAAGGCGCCGAUGGCUUCCGCAUUGAUUCGAUGAAUCUCAUGUCCAAACACCCUGAUCUUCCCGACGCACCUAUCACCCGACCAGACGCCGAGUUUCAACCAGGUGAUAAGUACUUCGCCAGCGGUCCACGCAUGCACGAGUAUAUAAAGGAGAUGAGGGAGAAGGUCAUUGACAAGUAUGAUUGUAUGACAGUGGGAGAACUAGGCUUCACUAAGGAUGAGGACAGUGUGGCUAGUUAUGUUGCCAAGGAUAGGCAUGAGUUGAACAUGUUGUUCACGGGAGAUAUUGUUGAUAUGGACUUUGGUCCAAGUCAUAAAUAUGAGCGUGAUGACUUUCGACUUUCGAAGUUGAAGACAAUUACGAGUCGGUGGCAGGGAGCUAUGCCCAAGUUUGAUGGCUGGAACUCCGUUUACAUGGAUAACCACGACUCUGGACGCUCUCUAUCACGGUAUGGGUCUGAUAAGCCCGAGUUCCGAAAGGAAGCUGCCAAAAUGUUGGCUAUCUACCUCGGUACACUCAGCGGAACGCUAUUUCUUCUCCAAGGUCAAGAGAUUGGCAUGGCAAACGUACCUGAAUCCUGGAAGACCGAAGACUACGUCGAUGUCGAAGGCUUGAACUACUACAACAGCGUUCUCAACAAGAGAGGUACCGGAGCUGAUAUGUCCGACGUCAUGAGAGAGAUGCGCCUCAAGGCCAGAGACAACGGCCGCUUGCCCAUGCAAUGGAGCGGCAACCCCAACGGCGGUUUCACCACGAGCGACAAGCCUUGGAUGCGCGUCAACGACGACUACGAGGAAUGGAACGUCGCACAACAAGAAAAGGAUGAAGAUAGCGUGUUAGCGUUUUACAGACAGGUCCUUGAGCUGCGACAGAAGGAGAGGGAUGUUUUUGUCUAUGGACGCUUUGAUAUUUUGGAUGAGUAUAAGGAUAGUGAGGAUGUGUUUGCAUAUACGAUGACGAGUUAUGAUGGGAGGAAAGCACUUGUUUUAUUGAGUUUCUCGGAGGAGGAGCAGAGGGUCGAGGUCGAGGGGGAUUGGGGGAGGAGGUUGUUGGGAAGCAAUAUUGAUGCUUUUGAGGGUGGAAUUGUGUUGCAGGGGUACGAGGGCGUGGUUUAUGCUGGACGGUGA
Molecule: messenger RNA, 1731 nt
Organism: Fusarium tjaetaba
Lineage: Eukaryota; Fungi; Ascomycota; Sordariomycetes; Hypocreales; Nectriaceae
Product: alpha-glucosidase (maltase)
Exons: 1
Coding region: 1-1731 (576 amino acids)
Biological process (GO): oligosaccharide catabolic process
Molecular function (GO): alpha-amylase activity
Source: RefSeq, a predicted model, not a curated record